GCGGACCGCCUCGUCUUGUCGCUCUCUACAAAUUCACGCUCCCUUUUGAGACCCGGUCCCCGUGUUUAUUUACCACUUCUUUCCGUCAACUCCCAUCGUCCCCCUCCCUCCCGUCGUCGCCCGCAGCGUCUGCGCGUUCGCCGCUCCUCCUCGCCCCUCGUCAGAGUUCACCGACAGCACACCCAUCCACCCUACCACCAGCCAUCCAUCAUGCCUCUCGGACCUACCGCCCACAAACUGCUGCCCUACCUGAACUUCACGAUCGCCACCGCCGCCCUCUGUUUCCAGACGACGGUUCUCUACCCGUGGCACCACGAGCUCGACUCCGAGUUCAAGCGGCUGAAGGAGGAGCAGACGCGCAUGCUGAAGGAGCUGCACGACGCGAAGCUCGAGCGCAUCGCGCAGGUCGAGGCGAAGAUCAUACAGAUUGACCACAAGCUCCGUGGGAUCGGCGUGAGGCCAUGAGGAGGGGGGCGCCGGCGCGCGCGAGGGAGGCGCAGAUCGCCUGCUGCACCGAUACUAGAUUCUAGACGGCGUCGAGCUCGAGUUCGCCUCGCUACGCAUAGCCCCGUCGUCCCCCCUGCCCUGUUACCCUACCCGGACCUAUCGGACCAGCACUGUAUUCCACCGUCUAUGCGCUGUACUUCAUAGUCCCUGCGCUGUGCCUCACCGGCCCUGUGGUAUACCCUACCCGGACCUCAGCCAGCGUAGGGACAUCGCCCACGCAGCGCUAGACAGCUGCACACUCGCUUUCGAUCGUUCGUGUUAUGUAUGCGCUUUCUUCACAUUUAUAAUCUAUAUCGCCGUGGUUGCGGCCGGAGCACUCACGCCCUGUGUAGUUCGGAGAAAACUAUCGGCUUGUCGGGCGUCCUGAGGAAGUCGUCGGCGC
Schizophyllum commune H4-8 is the source of this 889-nucleotide messenger RNA. RefSeq lists its product as uncharacterized. NCBI's taxonomy places the organism in Eukaryota, Fungi, Basidiomycota, Agaricomycetes, Agaricales, Schizophyllaceae. The coding region runs from base 211 to 465 and encodes 84 amino acids. The transcript is spliced from 2 exons. The record is from RefSeq and is a predicted model, not a curated record.